AUGGCUUUUCAUCAGAAGAAUCCACAAUGCUCACACAGUGAGAUGCUGGGCCUGGAGCUUGCACAGGUCUCCCAGGCUCUGGAGGAGACCCAUCUCUCCUCCUGUCCUACAAUGCCUGGCAAUUCAAAGGGGGCUCCUGAUGCUGGCAUACCUAGUGCUCCUGAGGGUGUUCAGAGUUUCCCCUCAUCUUCCACUGCUGUCAGAGCCAACUCAUCAAGCAAAUCGUAUACAGGCUCCAGUAACCAAGAGGAGAAUGAUACGGCCUCACAGGCUGGGCCAGACCCCAGGAAUGUGCCCAUAGAUGCUUUUGAUAAGAAUGUGGGUUUGUUGGUGAAUUUCAUGCUGCUCAAGUAUCAAAUGAAAGGGCCACUAACCAAGGCAGAUAUGUUGAGUGUCACCAAGGAGUACAAAGACCACUUUGUUGAGAUCUUCCUGAGAGCCUCUGAGCGUCUGGAGAUAGUCUUCGGCCUUGAUGUGAAAGAAGUGGAUCCCAUCAACCACUACUAUGGCAUUCUCAUCAAAAUUGGCCUCACCUAUGAUGGGAUGCUGCAUGGUGAAAAGGGCAUACCCAAGACCGGCGUCCUGAUACUUAUCCUGGGUGUGAUCUUCAUGAAUGGCAACCGUGCCACCGAAGAGAAAAUCUGGGAAGUUCUGAAUUUGACGGGGAUAUAUUCUGAGACGAAGCACUUCAUCUUUGGAGAGGUCAGGGAGCUCAUCACGAAAGUUUUCGUGGAGGAAAACUACCUGAAGUACCAGCAAGUGGCCAACAGUGAUCCUGUGCAAUUUGAAUUCCUGUGGGGCCCAAGAGCGCAUGCUGAAACCACCAAGAUGCAAGUCCUGGAGUUCCUGGCCAAGGUUAAUGGGACUGACCCAAGUUCUUUCCCAUCGCAGUAUGAGGAGGCUUUGCAAGAUGAAGAAGAGAGGGCCCAUGCCAGAAUUUCAGCCAUGGCUGCCUCUACCUCCAUGGCUACUGCCAGUUUUAGCGCCAAGCCUAGCAGCUUCUACCACACUUAG
Rhinolophus ferrumequinum (greater horseshoe bat) is the source of this 1014-nucleotide messenger RNA. It is a transcript of the gene MAGEB16, whose product is annotated as MAGE family member B16. The record is from RefSeq and is a predicted model, not a curated record. The transcript has a single exon. Bases 1 to 1014 code for a protein of 337 amino acids. Lineage: Eukaryota; Metazoa; Chordata; Mammalia; Chiroptera; Rhinolophidae. Gene Ontology annotation, cellular component: nucleus. Gene Ontology annotation, biological process: negative regulation of transcription by RNA polymerase II.